AUGAUGGCGGAGAAUGCUCGUGAAUCUGACAACCACAGAGGAGGCCAGCAGAAGGGCAGACGAGGCAUUCUGCGGUCCACCAAGAUGGUCUGGGCUCCAGUGGAAGAGCAGCAGCUGUCCAGUUCUGCGGAGGAAGUUCAGAGGUGUACAGACUCCAUACUCGUUUCUUUGCCUGAACAAGGAAUGGUUCAAAUGACUGUGAAAGAAUACAUGAGAUCUCUGCAUCAGUUUUCAGAAAUUCCCACCUUAUCCAGAGGGACCAGCUUCAACUCUUACCAUUCUGCAGCAAGUAUACCACAAAGCAUUCCUGAAUGGCUGGAACUUUGUGAGGAAGAUCCAGUGGAGAUUCUCUUGGAUCUAGGGUUUGGUGCUGAUGAGCCAGACAUCUGCACACAAAUCCCAGCCAGAUUCCUGGGUUGUGCAUCUGCAGCCAGAGGAAUCAACACUCGUGUGUUUCUUGAAGCUCAAAAGCAGCGAAUGGACAUAGAGAACCCUAACUUGUAUGGUCGUUUCCAACAGUUGAAAAUGCUGAACCAUGUGGCCAAUGCCUUCUCAUCUUUGCUGAGUGAGGUUAAUGUCCUCCAGAACAAAACAGAAGAAAAAAAUGGAGAAGAGAGUGUGCAAAUAUCCUUAGGCAGGGAGCCCAAAGAACAGCGAAGAAGAAUGGGCAAACUUUUCAAGAGAGCUUCAAAGCAGGAAGGAAGGAGGAAUUGCAGCUCAGAAGGGUGGCGGUCAUUGAAGAUGAGAAACAAAUCUUUCAUCACCUCUGAAAAACCAGGAGCAUGUGGAGAGGAGUUACCAGCAUCAAAAAAUAACCAUGUCCAGAAUCAUUUGUCUCAAUUAGCAGAACAGGCACCUCUCCAAGCCUGUGAUGACUUGACAUCUGAUCACCCCCCCUGGGCACUUCUGAGUAAGCAAUGGCCUCACUCAUCGAGGGCAGCCAAGCAGACUCCUCCUUGCUGUGUAUAUAAUGGCUCAGUCAAAGAGAGAACACAAAAGGAGAAUUCAAUUCAGAUGGACAAGCUCAAGAACUUGUUUUGUUGUGAUGGCAAUGGACCAGACUCCUUUGAAAUGGAAGAGGUCCAGAGCUUUGAAGAAGAGACUGGUAAUCCACUUGAUGUAACUCCAGGAACUCUAGGUACUGUGGUGAACAGAGCAAACAGCUGCCAGUCUGACAGCAGCGGGUUCCUGGAGGAGCUGCCAGAGCCACUGCCCCUGCAGAUGCCUUCCUUGCCAAGCAGUCAGCAGCAUGCAGAGGGUGGGUGCCCAGCACGAGAGCAUCAGAGCCCCAGCCUACGGUCCUCCCAGGACUGCCAGCCAGAGUCAGACGAGUCUGAUUCCAAGAGCAUGGUGAGCACAUCUUUCUCAAGCCAAGAUUGGAGUGCCUUGGAAGAAAAGGGCUCAACGUCUGUGGUGGAGAAAGGGUCUCAGUUGGAGGCCAUGGAGGACUCAGAAGAACUGUUGACCCCAGAUAAGGCCGUGCACAAAACCACCGCAGGAGAAUGUCCAAACACAGAUGGCCGCCUGCAGCAGCACCCGCUGAGAUCCCAAACUGAAGCUGAAGUCAUUGCAGGCACAGUUACUGCCAAGAGCACUUGCCCUCUGGAGUUGAUGGCGAGCCACAUUGCAGAAGUGAAGGAUGGGCUUAUGAGGCCUGUGGGAGCAGGGGAUGUGUGUGAACACAGCCACCACAGGGGGUCUCCGGGGUCACUUGGAAAUGAUCACGCUGAAGAGAAGUGUCCUCAUGUUGACACUGAGGUACCAAGAGCAGUGGCAAGCAGUCAACCCUGUCCCGAUGUGGACAACACUUUAACCACCCAAGAAAGGCCACCACAGCAAGUCUCCAAGGGCAGUGAAGUCAUGCCCUGUACAGGCAACCUUAUGCAAGUAUCUGAAAAGUCCAUUCCCCACUUAAGGUCCUCCCAGGACUUAGAUAAGCUGGUGGAAGUUAUUUCUCAAGAGAAACCAAGAAGCAGUGCUGUGGUUCCAGUCCCACCAAGGUCAGCAUCGGGGGUGGGAAGCCCUCCUCCCAGUGCUGACACAAGUACUGGCAGCUCCAAAUCCGUGACAACCCAGAUGUCCUCCAAUCUGGCCUCAGCUGCCCAGAGUGCUAUGGCCUUGGGGACUGAUUCAAGAGGAAGCACUUCAGAAUGCACUGAGUGUGACCCUGUGACCGCCACAGGGCCAGGGCUGGGGAGAGAAAUAAAACAGUUCAACGAUGCUUCUGUUCAGACUUAUCAAUGUGAACACAGGCCCUGGCAUUGCUGUUUGGCUCCAAGCAACAAGGCCUUGGCACACACAGCCCAGCCCCUCACCAAAUGCAGCUUGCUAGACACAGGUUUCCCCACUCUCCCUGCAGGGAGCCUCUGCCACUCUGGACCUGCCCUCUGCUGUCAUCGCCCUGCGUGCUGCCCCUCAGCGAGGCAACAGCCCAGCCCUGUGCCCUCAGCCUGCAAACAUCAUCAUCACCUACACGCCCAGGUCACCAAGGUGCUAGAAAUCCUUCAGGAAACCGUAGUGAGCGAGCUGUGCUCUUGCACAGUCCCUGAGAUGGAAGCGAUGAAGACUGUGUGCCAGAGUCUCCGAGAGCAUCUAUUGGAAAUUGAAGAACACCUUACAGGACAGCAGGCGCUCUUUUCCAGGGACAUGACUGAGGAGGAAAGGAUUGAAGCCCAGCAACUGCAAACCUUACGGGAGGCCCUGAGGCAGCAGAUGGAGGAGCUAGAGUUUCAACUGGGAGAUCGGGCGCGGCAGAUCAGAGAAAGCAUUCUGUUACAGUUUGAGCUUCUCACAGGGAAAACACCUGAACACUAUCCAAAUCCACCUCAACUGAACUGGACAGGAAACAAGAAUGGUCCAUCUGCGUUUCCUCCGGAUGACAGCCAGCAGGCUCCCUGCUCGGAUGUGACCUGCAUGACUCACUUUCCCCCUUCAGUCUUGGGGAACAGCCGCAGGAUGUUUCCUUCAGCUCAGGCUGAGUCCGACCCAACCCUUUUGUCAAACUGUCCUAUUGGAGGAAAGGAGAUGAAUGUCUUCCUCUAA
Messenger RNA from Condylura cristata (star-nosed mole), 3042 nucleotides. It is a transcript of the gene ITPRID1, whose product is annotated as coiled-coil domain containing 129. The coding region runs from base 1 to 3042 and encodes 1013 amino acids. Gene Ontology annotation, molecular function: signaling receptor binding. NCBI's taxonomy places the organism in Eukaryota, Metazoa, Chordata, Mammalia, Eulipotyphla, Talpidae. The record is from RefSeq and is a predicted model, not a curated record. The transcript is spliced from 11 exons.